Messenger RNA from Nerophis lumbriciformis (worm pipefish), 573 nucleotides. The record is from RefSeq and is a predicted model, not a curated record. NCBI's taxonomy places the organism in Eukaryota, Metazoa, Chordata, Actinopteri, Syngnathiformes, Syngnathidae.
AUGUUAUCGGGAGUCGACAUCAGACACAACAAGGACCGUAAGGUGCACAGGAAAGAGCCCAAAAGCCAGGAUAUCUACCUGAGGCUCCUGGUUAAGCUGUACAGGUUCCUGGCCCGCCGCUCUAAUGCAUCCUUCAACAAGGUUAUCCUGAAGAGGCUCUUCAUGAGCAGGAGCAACAGGCCUCCCAUCUCCAUUUCUCGCUUGAUCCGCAAGAUGAAACUGCCCGGCCGCGACAACAAAAUCGCCGUCGUCGUGGGGACAAUCACCGACGAUGUCAGGAUCCAGAAUAUUCCCAAGCUCAAGGUGUGCGCUCUGAGGGUGACCGACGGCGCUCGUCGCAGGAUCCUGAAAGCCGGAGGCCAGGUGAUGACUUUUGACCAGUUGGCUAUGACUGCACCUAAAGGACAAGGCACAGUGCUUCUGUCUGGUCCUCGCAAGGGCAGAGAGGUCUACAGGCACUUUGGAAAAGCUCCUGGAACUCCUCACAGCCACACCAAGCCCUACGUGCGUUCCAAGGGCAGGAAAUUCGAGAGAGCCCGUGGUCGCCGAGCCAGUCGCGGCUACAAGAACUAA